This is a messenger RNA of Pararge aegeria (speckled wood butterfly), 7589 nucleotides long. Its product is annotated as COP1-interactive protein 1. Lineage: Eukaryota; Metazoa; Arthropoda; Insecta; Lepidoptera; Nymphalidae. The coding region runs from base 400 to 7515 and encodes 2371 amino acids. The record is from RefSeq and is a predicted model, not a curated record. The transcript is spliced from 41 exons.
ACGCGAAUAUAACACAUAAAGAGCGUCCAAGCCAAACUAAAAGCCGAGCACUCGAAAUCGAUUCCUGGCGCCCAAUAGUAUCCGUCGAUUUAGGUCGCCCGGUUCGAACCGAGCGAGAUAUUUUUAUGGCUGGUGUGCGGUGCAGACUUACGAAGUUACGAGCGUUUCGGUCACGUUGCUACUUACAUGAAUUAUUAUAGCAGCGUAGAAUCGUAAAACUCAUUCCAUAAACAAUAUCGAGUGCGUUGAGCGCAAACGAUUUGGCCUUCGUAGAAUUUUACGGCACGGUGAUCGAAGGCAGAUGUGAAUGAAUCGGUGUUGUAAUAUUAGCAUUUAAGCGGAAAUUGUUGUCAUUUUUGUAAGUGCAUUUGGUAGUAUUUGGUGCGUGAGGUUGUGAAAAUGCAUCAUCUGUAUCCGCUGGCGAAGGGCGAUCCGUUGUGCCCUUUGGGAUUCCAUCCUCAAGUGCGGUGGCCGACGCGAUGCAAGCGUUGCUUUCGCGACUACAAGGAACACGGCGGUAAAAAGAAGGACGAUGAUUUUACCUCAUCCACACCGAGCCUCUCCUCUUGGAACUCGCCAUCGUCACGGGGACGUGACGAAGAAAGCGCAGACGUGGGGAAGGGAACUCGCGGCUGGGCCUCCAGCUCAAAUCUCAGCACUACAGAGACAUCCAAGAAAGACGCCUUCUCUACGGGGUUCAGUAGAACCAGUACAUCGUGGACGUCGACGCCGGACUUGGGAGCUAACGAGGGCGAUACUUCAACCGCUGUUACAGUCAGCCUCAAAUUGCCUAAACGUAGAAGUACAGGGCCCCUACCUUCAUUAGACACGGGCCAAAAUAAUACAGAAACGGUGACGGUUCGUCGACCAUCCGCGUCCCCGCCACCUCCUGCCGUACAAUCCACCGCCGUGAUUACCAUCAACAAAAACGAUUCCCUAGCAGAGCGGGUGCGAAAGAUGCAGUUAAUUAAAGCUCAAAGUAGUUUCGACAAAGAGUCAAGUAUUGAAAAAGAAAGGGAGAAACGAAGCACAUCAAGAAGUAAAGAAGAAGAAAAAUCCACACGACAAAAGGAAGAACGAAGUAGUGUUAAAGAGGACGUUAACUUUUUAAUGCAGGUUAAAAGUAAUCGAGCCAGUACAAAUUCCAAGCCUCCAAAACGUGGCGGUCCUGUACGCGACAAAGAAGACGUAUCCGACGAUGAAGCGAGUACAAUAGGCACCGUUACCACAGACACUGAAACAACUCUCAUCGAUCCAAAUAUUAAGGAUUAUCAGGACCAAAUCGAAAGCUUAAAAGGAGAAGUAGACCUUUUAAGGAAACGGUGUGAACGAGUAGAAAAAGAGAAAAGUGAUAUACUACUUCGAAGGUUAGCAAAUAUCGACACAACAAAUAAAUAUUCUACCAGUCGAUCUUCCGAAGUCUUAAAAUUACAGCAAAAAGUGAAUGAGCUUACCGCGCAAAAUGAAGAUCUAAGAGAUGAGAAGAAACACUUGACCUUAAAAAUUAAAGAAAUAGAAGUUGAACUUGACUCUCGGCCAUCAAUGGAAGCUCAAACACGUCAAAUAGAACAGCUUAGAGCAAAAUUACUAGCCGCAGAAACUCUAUGUGAAGAAUUAAUGGAUGAGAAUGAAGAUAUGAAAAAGGAAUUACGCGACUUGGAAGAAGAAAUAGAAGAGAUGCAAGACAACUUUAGAGAAGAUCAAGCGGAUGAGUAUUCCUCACUACGAAGAGAAUUGGAGCAAACAAUAAAGAAUUGCAGGGUUUUAUCCUUUAAGUUAAAAAAGACUGAACGAAGAGCUGAACAGCUUGAGCAAGAAAAAGCUGAUCAAGAGAAGAAGCUUUUAGAAAUAGUAGGAGGCGCGCAGGGCCUUCAGCGUGAAAACCGAAUUAAGGAACUUGAAAAAGAGGUGUCGCGCUCAAACGAAGUUGCAUUACGUUUACAAAGAGAACUAGCAGAAGCUAAUGCUAAAAUAGCUGCUGCUUCGGGUGCUCCGCCUGCCAAUGUAAAGAGGCAAGCCUUAAAUGACGGAAAAGUAUCGCGAUCAUCACUGACGCGUGGAGGCAGUCAGGAAGAUCCUGCGCAGUUACUGCGUGAUUUGCAAGACUCCCUCGAGCGAGAAGCAGAUUUAAGGGAACAAUUGCGGAAUGCUGAAGAAGAGGCUAGUCGAUAUCGAAGACGGUUCGCGGGCAAACAGACACUACCGCUACUGAAAGAUUCAUCGCCGUCAACGCUUCACCUCACAGCCAAUCUUGCUGCCAAUGCCGACGAAGAUAAAUCUAUUAAGCGAAUACUAGAAAUGCAACAUAAACUAGAAAGAAAUCUAUCCUCUUUAGAUAUAAGUAAAUUUACAAUUGGAAUAAAUCAAACUGUACAGUCACCACAAGAUCUUAUACUAUCAUAUUCCGAAGGUUGUCAGACUGAUCCUAUGACUUAUAAUGAAGUUGCAACUGGUACUAAUAAAAUAACGUUAGAUUCAUGUUUACAAAGUGAUAUUCAAUCUUUAGAUAUGCAUUCACAAACAGAUAUUGCCUUUGUUAAAAACAAGAACGUCCAAACAGAUUUAUUCCUAUCACAUUCCUAUGCGCAAACAAGUAAAAAGAAAACCAGAAAUUUUUUAGCCCAAACUGAUAUUAUACAUAACGACAAAUCUGUUCAAAUCGGAAAUGCAGAACAAACAAAAAAUGAGUACCAAACAUUUGAAGAAAACGGUACAUUAACCGAAAUAUCUGGAAUGGCGGAUUUAAAUAAAAAGAAUACAUUAGAAGACAAAGUAGAAACAAAUGAUAAAAACAAUAGGAUCAAAUCUGACAGCCCACCUCUUUCCUCUGAUAAAGCUACAUCGGGCCCUUCAAACCACAUACAAUUUCCUUUUGCUCUGUUUAAUCCGUUGGCAGCAAGAUUACCUAUUGUAGGUCGAAAGCUAUCCCCAACUCCGCCAACAAAUAGACUUUCUAUUGAGGCACCUAAUGAAAAAGACGAAGGUAUAUCGGAUGAAGAGGAUCCAGCUGAGUUAAGACUUCUACUGGAACUAAACGAGCAGGAAGCAGCCGUUUUACGAAAAAAAGUAGAAGACUUAGAAAUAGACAGAGAUUCAUUGAAGAAACAGGUUAAAGAACUCACAGAUAAGAUUGCCAGUGUUACCAAUAAACCAAAUACCCAUUCUACUGUCACCUUACGAAGAAAUACUACAAAAAAUAGUAACUUAGCCGAAGAAAAGGUUAAGGUGCUUGAAGAUGAAAUAGCUGAAGUAACAAAAAAGCUGAUAGAAAAGGAGAGGGACUGCGAAAGGUUACACGCUGAGCUCAGUCUAACUCAUAAGAAACCCAAAGCUUCACUAAUAAAAAGCAAGUCCCUAGAUGCAAACGAUCAACAAAAUUUAGAUUUAAAACGGCAACUGCAAGUAAUAGAGCAGGAAGCUAACGUUCUUAGAUCAAAAACUCAAAGUUUAGAAGCUGACAACGAAAAGUUACAAGCUGAAAAUAUAAAGUUGCAGCUACUUAAGAAUACUAAAACAUUAAGAACAGACAAAUCACUUGACCUUAACGUAAAUAAAAUAAGUAAACUAGAGACUGAACUAAAGGAGGCGUUGACAAAAAUCAAAGACCUAGAAAACACUAAAGAUAAGGAAGAUAAAUCUGAAAAGAAAGUUCGAUUUGGUGAGAUGGCUAAAAAAGAUAACGAUGCACUUAAAGUAAAACAAGAUGAAUUAGAUAAAUUAAAACUUAGCUUCAAUAAGUUGGAGAAGGAAAAAGUCAAAUUGCAAACCACUUUGAAGGAGUUAAAGGAGGAUGCCAUGAAAACAUUUAAACCUAGGACGCCCAAAAAAGUUACCGAUAUCACAACAAAGCUACAAAUGAAGAGAAUGAUUGAAGAACUUGAAAGUGAAAUUGGUGGUUUAUACGUUAUUAUGAAGAAUGCUGGUCUUUCAUCUCAAGAAAUAAAUGUUAAAGGACAAGUAGGGAAAGAUAUUGAAAGUCUAAAAUCCAAACUAUCAGAAAGUGAAACCGAGUUUACAAAUGAAAAGAACCGUUUACAUAGUGAAAUUGUAAAACUAAAAGACUUAAAUGCUAAAUUAGAAACAGAAAAAAAAACUCUUACUGAUAAAUGCAGAUCUUUAGAAGCUGACCAUGGUAAUGCUGCUACCGAUUGUAAAUCACUGACAGAAGAAAAGAAAAACUUAGAAACUCAAAUAGCUAAACUGAAUUCAGAAAUGAAAAAAAAUAGUUCACAACAGAUGGCAAUGUCAGACUGUAUGAAGAAAAUUGAAGACCUCAAAAAGGAAAUGGAUACAAAAGACAAAGAAAUUGAAAAAUUAAAAAAACAAGUAGAUGCCAUGACUAAAAUGGAACAGGACAAAAGUAAAUUGAUCAAAGAGGUGGGCGAUAAAGCUAAAAAGAUCGGUGAAUUAGAAAAAAAAUUAAAAGAAGCGGAAGACAAGUGCAAGCGGAAUGAAAAAAUGCUUGCCGCUCGUAAAGAUAAAGUUGCAAAACUAGAAAAAGAGCUUUCUGAAGAAAAAGAGCAAGCUGGAGCAUUAGCCGAUACAAAACGACGGAUGUCUGUUGACCUAACGAGUGAAAAAGAUGAAAUACAAACAAAGCUUUUUAAAUCUGAAAGUAAAUUGAUCACUUUACAGUCAGAUAUCAAAGAAAUGAAGUCAGACUAUGAAAAUAAAAUUUCAAACUUGGAAUCUACUAUAACCGCUAAAGAUAUUCACAUAAAACAACUGGAAGAUGUUUUACGAGAAACUUCCAACCAGAAAUAUGACGAAGCUAUAUCAUCAGUUGAAAUGGCUCAACUUAAAGAUAAAUAUGAUAACAUUAGUACAGAGCUUACAGAAAAGAAAGAGGAAUUGGUAAGAGUUAAAACAGAGCUCAGUAAUAAUGAAAAGGAUUUGUCUCUUCUUAAAACGGAAGCUGCACAACUUAGGUCUGAUAUAGCUAAAUAUGAAAAUGAGAAGAAAGAUUUGGAAAAUAAAUUGAAAACCGAGAAAAAAGAAAGUAGUUAUUGGGAACAAAAAGCAUCUGAAUCUGAUACUGAUUUACAGGCCGAAAGAAAAAAAAUUGACCGUAUACGAGCAAAUCAUGAUAAAGAUAUUAAAAAUAAAGAAGCAGAACUGGCAACGCUGAAAGGAAAACUAAAAGUUUUGGAACAGACUUCAGGUGCUGGAGCUAAAAGGUUGACAGAACUAAAACAAGAGCACGAAGAAACGGUGAAAAAAUUAGAGCACUCUUUAGCCGUUGAAAAGGCUGAAUAUGAAGAGUUAACAAGUAAAUACGAAUUGUUAGAGGAGGAACAUGUGGUCACUAAAGCAAGGCUUACAGUUGAAAAGGAAAAAGCGCAGAGCGACCUGAUUCAAGUACAACAAGAACUGAACAAAACGUUGGAGGAGCUUAAAACCCUGCAAGAUAAUUAUCAAAGUGAAUCGUCUGCAUGGAAUAAAGAGAAAUCUGAAUUACAGAAAGAGAUUUCAUCAUUACAAGACCGUUUGUGUGGUGGUGGAUGGGAAGUCGAGCGCGCAAGACUCACGGCACGACUUGAACAGCUUGAACGUGACCUACGAUCGGCUAAAGAAGGCCAUGAAAUGCUAUCUCAUCACCACGAUGUUGUUAAAAAAGAAUUGGAAGAGUCUCGUAAGAAACUUGAAGAUUACGAGAAAGUAAGCAAGGUCCACAGAACAUUAACAGCAGAUAACGUUGAGCUGGAGCGGGAACUUGCUGCAUUGAACACUAGGCUCGAACAAGCUGACAAGGCAAGGAGAAACGAAGUAGCUGAAACAAAAACACGGUACGAAGCUCAGAUGAACACGAUGAGAGAUGAGCUCAAAUCAUUACAUAACCAGGUAUCAAGGUUUAGGCGAGAGCGGGAUAAUUAUAAACAGAUGUUAGAUUCUGCUCAAAAGGUGGUAACCGAAAAGAAAAAUGGAGACAAAAGAGCACAAAGGAAUUCAAUAUCGAGCACCGAUGAGGAAGAAUAUCGCAAUAGAGUGGCCAUACUUGAACAACAGUUAGCAUGCGCGGAAGAUGAGUUAUGCGAAGCCCGCCUCCUUUCAUCCAAACUUAAUACAGAGCUUAUCAGCGAACGAUCCACCGCUGAAGUCCGCCUUGCUGAAAUGCAGUCCAGGUUAAAUGAGAAUGAAGAGGAACGAUUAAUGUCAUCUGGCAGAGCACGCGUGGCAGGUCUUGCUUCGCGCAUGGAGUUGGCUUGGCACAAAGAACGCGAUGAGCAGCAACGCUUGUUGCACGAAACCUCCACUCUUGCCAGGGACCUGAGGCAGACGCUAUUUGAAGUAGAACGAGAAAGGGAAAAGGAGAAACUAGAUAUGAAGCGAAGAUUAGAUCAGUUGAAGAGAACUACAGAGGAAGAAACUGAAGAGGCCAAGAAAAAGGUGACGGAGUUACAGUGCGAUUUGUUGGAACUCCGGGAUGCACACGCAAAGUUACGAACGGCCAAUGAGAAGCUUCGCCGUGAUAAGGAGCGUCACGACCGCGAUCGCGACCAGAACAAGUUGCUUGUGAUAUCACUGAAACGUGCACAGCAAGAAGACGAUAGGGUGAUAACACAAUUGUUGGAAACCAUCGAUGAUCUGAUGAAACAGAGUCCCGAUCUGUUCCGAAACGAGCCAAGUGUAAAGCCAGAGAAGACCCUAAUGACACCAACACCUCCAAGACGUAACAGGUCAUCAAAAUCUCGAUCCCGUUCGGCAACACCGGAGAACAUGGAAGCGCGUGCAGCGAGUGACGCCGCGGCCACUGCAGCACGUUUGCGCCGCCUCACCGAUGAACUACGAGCCUCGCGCAUAGCUGAACGGCAGCGCAGACAACAGGCGAACCCAAGACGAGCAAUGUCUACGGAACCACGAGACACGCUUUCCGUAACACCAACUUCUCGGGCGCCAUCGCGUGUACCAUCACUAAAGAAACGGUCCAUAUCGCUAGAGCAAACUACUAAAGAACAGAGCGCUAUUUGGAAAAUAGUUGACGAUAGCAGCGUCUCGUCGAUGCAGUCUCUAGACGGCGAUUCUGAAAUGCGACUGUUCACAAUGCAACGAGACACAAGUCUGGACAGUCGACUAUCUGGCGGUUCCGCCCAAAGUGACGUAUUGCCUUCGGAGAAGAAGAAAAAGAAGGGACUCUUCGGUAAAUUGAAGAACCUCACCAAAUCGCGCUCUAUCGACGAUCACGUUGAUACCGAUGUGGUGGACUUCAGACCAAUCGGGACUGUGUCACAGGGAUCUGAUUCUGAUAUGAGUGCAGCUGGUAGCAAGCGUGAUCUGCGCGGUCGACUAUCCGGAAUGUUUAGCAGAAAGCAACCGAGCCGAGCUAAUAGCAAAGAGCUGAGUCCAGAGCGGCCGAGUAGUGCAGCGGGCAGUACGACGGGGGCCAGUGGCACUAAACCAAUACUGCGAAACGCUAGCGCUAACACAUUGUCACGCACUCAGCCCGCUAAACUGAGUGAAUCUCCCACCACAAGGGCGUCGAGCGCUACACCCGCCGCAAAGAGGAAAGGGAAAUAAUUGAAGAAUAUAAUAUAAUUUUUCGCUUUUUAUUGUAUUUAUCCAACCUCCUAUGAAUAUUCCACAUAGCAUGU